This is a messenger RNA of Marchantia polymorpha subsp. ruderalis, 1746 nucleotides long. The record is from the annotation of a GenBank genome assembly. NCBI's taxonomy places the organism in Eukaryota, Viridiplantae, Streptophyta, Marchantiopsida, Marchantiales, Marchantiaceae.
AAACAGUGAGUGUGUUAGACUUAUCCUGUCCGAUUCCCAACAUCUGGCGUUCGAGCCAUUUAAAUCGUUGUGCGCCCGGCGCUGUCCAGUUGUCAGCUGUCUGCUUGUCGAUCUUCUUUCUCCUGGUUCUUGAAAGCUCCAUUUGUUUCGACAAUGACUGCUCCAGCAGAAUCACCCUGAACGGAGCGAGCUCUUAAGCUCGUGUACUUUCCGCCCUUCGGUCCAAUUAGGGUUAGGUGCCAUUGGUGGAGUGGAUUCGUAUCGAUGAAUGGACCGUGCUCGAAGAUUGCUUCGUUUAUUGUAAUGGUCCGACGAGGUUUCAAAUUUCAAUUUCCAGAAUUCGAGGCCUGAUACGAGAGAAGAGGGAAAGGCGUGGGAGAUUUGCGCUGAUUUGCUCUCCCAUGCGCUCUGGGUGCAUUGGGGCUUUCUGUGGUGGAGGGUGGCAGGUAAGCACAUUGGAACAAAACGUUGCGGCCUUCCCUUGACUCUGUGGAUUCAGAAGAGAGAGGGAUAGAGGAAUGGACAAAGUCGAGGAAUCUCAAUCUGUCCAAUCAGCGAGUCGAGUCGAAAGCGAGUCAAGUCUUUUUGUUCUCUCCUCGGAUUUAGUGGUGGACUCCUCAUAUUUCAGCUUCAAAGACGACAGUCCAAAAGCACAGAUGGAGCAGGGCCAGGCAGAAAACUCUGCAUUCAGAUACGCCAAUGAGGAUUUUUCAGACCUCGAGGAACUACAAGUUCUGAGGGUAGAAGGCGUGGACCGGCAGGACCGAAGAGUUGUUCGGAUCGUCGGAAAAUAUCUACCUGCAACGGCCAUUGAUCGCGAGAGGCUGAAGAUAUAUAUCACAAACAAACUGGCGAAUGAGAUAAAAGAUGAAAAUUUCAGCAUCGUCUACUUCCAUUCAAAAGUGGAUCGUGCAGAGAAUUCUCCGGGGAUGCUGUAUAUGAGGCAAAUAUAUGAAAGCCUGUCACAGGCUUUGCGACAGCAGCUCGCCGCAAUUUACGUUGUGCAUCCUGGUUUGAAAUCAAGACUUCUGCUUGCCACAGUUGGGCGCUUUUUCUUAAGUGAGGGAUUCUAUCAAAAGGUGGUGUACAUCAGCCGUGUAGAGUUUCUGGUGGAUUACGUGAAGAAGGGUCAAGUUGAAGUGCCUGACUUUGUCGUUGAGCAUGAUGAGGAUCUGGAGAAUAGGCCGUUGAUGGAUUAUGGCUUGGAAACGGAUCCAAACACGUAUCUGGACGCGCCUGGUAUGAAUGCAACAACGAGGAUUUUGGGCAGAACGGCUUAUUACUGACGAAGCUGUUGAAAAUUUGCUGUGGGCCACGAACUUUCAACGGGAAGAUAAUCAUUUCUGGCAUUCAUGUAAAGUUGUACAUAGUCAUCGAGACGGAGCUCUGUGAAGAAUUUGCGAUCUCUUUUAGGUCUUGUGACCACGGUAGGAAGUUACGGUGAGUGUAUUGCUGUUAGAAUUGAGGGUCCGAUGUAUAGCAUGACUAAAUGACUGCACAACAGGAAUGUCUGACCGCAAAAUAAAUUCAGGUUUGGAGACUCAACCUACGCAUUGAACAUGAGCAUAUCCAUUGUGACGUUGAUGUACAUAGUAGAGUAGUUUCACACUCUAGGCCUCUCAAACUGGUAAGAGAAGGAUGAAGCUGUCUGAGUAAUGAGAGGACAGACAUUCCUUUGACAAAUAUUGCAGGAUUUUGUUUUUAAAGGUUUAACGCUUUCAAAGCGCGGCUCAGGAUUGUUUGUGA